CUGAACAGAUCACACUGGUUUCCUCUUGUUUUUCUGACGUGGGAUUUUCUCCUGAAGGGUUAAUUUCGGUCGUUCUCUGGUGGUCCUGUAACGUGUGGAACGGGCCCACCCCCCACCAUUGUUCUUUGGGGGGUACCCUGAUCCACACUGGAAAAGGCUGGGAGAGAAAGAGCUCAGAAAGUGGUAAUUUACUGAUUGUGAUUUUGUGGAAAAUCGGCAUUAUUUAUUUGGAAUUUUCCUGGUUGAGAAAAAGACAGCAUUUAUUUCUCUCCGGGAGUUUAUAUACUUUUCGUGUGAUCAAAAAUUUAGGAAUUUAUCAGUUCCUUAAGAAUAGCAUUUUUGGAGUGAUUCUUUGUGCCAAAGUUAAAACAGUAUUAAGCUACAGUAUGGAGCCAGAAGCAUCAGUCCUCGCCAAGCUCUACUGACAGUUACUGGGCAAGCACACAUACCCUGUAUGGCGUGUUUAUGAUGUAUGGGAAACUAAGAUCUUAAGGGACGAUACUCGGGAUCCCGUCUGGACCAGUGCAGGUUCACCCUUUACGGGGGCAACUGGAGGUUCACACUUAACGGUUUGCCACCGUGGUACUGAGACUAACUCAAGACCUUCAUCCUGAGACAUCGCAGGCCGUAACGAAGGUUGAUACACAUUUCCGUGGAGGUUACAAGAACCAAGAGAGACUGCUGAAUAAGAACUGUUCCAGUUGAACUAGAGGCAUUUUUUAAAUCAAUUUUUUGUGGAAAUCAUGAAGCUGGAGUGCGAAUUCUUCACAGGCUCUGCCCGCAUCAUGUAUCAAGAGUCAACUAUGGAUGUUAUCAAGGAUAUUGCCAACAUGCCAGGGCAGGAAGAUGCUUUCUUUGUGCUGGAUGUUGGCGAUAUAAUUCAGAAAAUAAAAGUAUGGCAGUUGAAGAUGCCCCGGGUAAAACCCUUUUAUGCUGUGAAGUGCAAUGACAAUCAGACUGUUUUGGAACUACUGGCAGCUUUGGGCACAGGAUUUGAUUGUGCUUCAAAGGCUGAAAUCCAGAAGGUUUUGAAUUUGGGGGUGGACCAGUCCCGUAUCAUCUAUGCUCACCCUUGUAAACCUGCUUCUCAUCUGCGACAUGCUGCCAAAGUGAAGGUUCCUCUAAUGACAUUUGAUAAUGAGACUGAACUUUAUAAAGUUCAGGCUUAUUAUCCUGAUGCAGAGUUGGUUCUUCGAAUUAGAUGUGAUGCUGAGGAUGCACAGUGUCCACUGGGAAUCAAAUUUGGUGUGUUCCCUGAAGAUGCUGCUGCACUCUUAGCAACUGCCAAAUCACUGGAUCUAAAUGUUGUUGGAGUUUCUUUCCAUGUUGGAUCUGGAUGUCGCGAACCUGCAGUGUUCUAUCGUGCAAUCUCUGCAGCAAAGCAGGUUUUUGAGGAAGCAGAAGCUCUUGGAUUUAAUCCCAACAUCUUGGACAUAGGUGGAGGAUUCCCUGGAGGUCAUGAUUCAAGUUUGGAUGAGUUAGCUAGGUACAUCAAUGAAGCCCUUGAUGAGUUUUUCCCGGAAGACACUGGGGUUAAGGUAAUUGCAGAGCCAGGACGAUACGUUGUUGCAUCUGCUUUUACAUUAGCUACCUCUGUUGUAGCCAAGCGUGAAGUUUGUGAUGACAAUGAUGCUGUAGUAUCCACUAUGUAUUACACCAAUGAUGGGGUAUAUGGAUCUUUCAACUGCACUUUAUAUGAUCAUCAGACUGUACAUCCAGAAGUCCUCAAGGAUGUUCCUGCUGGUGAAGACCACAUGACCUGCUCUGUCUGGGGACCAACUUGUGAUGGCCUGGACCAAGUUGUCUCUGAAGUGCAGCUACCUAGCCUUGACUGUGGAGACUGGUUGGUCUGGCGAGAUAUGGGAGCAUAUACAUUAUCAGCUGCAGGGACAUUUAAUGGCUUCCCUAUUCCGAAGGUGCAUGUUGCUAUACCUCAUCAUACAUGGUUGUAUUUGGAAGAGUACUUGGGAGCAAAUUUGAGCUUUUGCCCUGUUGAUGGAGCUGCUGUGCAUAGUAAUUACCUUGACUCCAGCUCUCUGCCAUUCUUCACUCCAGCAUUUUGUCACCGUGACGCUACCAGUCAUGACCCUGUGAGCUUUGAAGAUCAGUUGGCACAACUUGACAUCAUUGAUGUUGGAGAAAUGUAAACUGCCUCCUUUGUUUCCAAGAUUAAUGACAAUGAAGCUUUUCAGCGAAUUACAAUCAUGAUGCUAUUAGCAAUGCAGUGACGUGAUUUUAGUAUUUUUUUUUUUUUUAUGCUUAAUCAUUGCUUUAAAGAGAAUCUUAUCAUCAUGACUGCUUUGCCUCCUGCAAUGCAAGUCAUUUUUACCCGUAGUUUGUAACAUGAUCAAUAGUAUGACUGUGGGUGUAGAGAUAGUGUACUCCCUGGAAUACUGAUGAAUCAGUGUUAGGGUUUAUUACUUUUUAUUUUAUUUAAAAUGACCAACCUUAUGUCUAGUUACAGAUAUAGAGCAGGUAUUUAUUUUGUUUUGUUAUAUUAGGUUUUAAGCCUACCAGUCUUAUAUUUAUCAUGACUAAAUUUUUUUGGUAAUGUCUACUGCUUAAAGUUAUUACUUGUCAGCUUUUCAAGUUUUAUCUAUUUUAAGUUAUUACCGAGAUAAGGUAUCAGUAUUAGCUGGACCUAAUUGUCUUGAUGAGAAUGUUGGCUCUAGGACCACAGGGUUUGUGCUCAGUAUUAAUGUCUGUCUAUUGGUAAAUGGACAUUACCAGUUCUCUGGUGGAGCCUGUAACCCCACGGCAGUGUGUAUCAUCACCAACUUUACGGCACUCGUAUGUAGUGCGUAUAUUAUAUCGUGUAUGAAUUGGCAUAUUAAAUCUAUUGAUUUUA
Macrobrachium nipponense is the source of this 2848-nucleotide messenger RNA. Its product is annotated as ornithine decarboxylase 1-like. Gene Ontology annotation, molecular function: ornithine decarboxylase activity. Gene Ontology annotation, cellular component: cytoplasm. NCBI's taxonomy places the organism in Eukaryota, Metazoa, Arthropoda, Malacostraca, Decapoda, Palaemonidae. The transcript has 11 exons. The coding region runs from base 744 to 2147 and encodes 467 amino acids. The record is from RefSeq and is a predicted model, not a curated record.